GUGAAGUUUGGGGUUCGUUCAUUCCGAAUCCUUUAUAUCCGAGAGCUUUCAAUUCCCAUCAAUUGCAAAUUUAUCCAUCUCAAAGUUUUCAAAUUAAAAGAAAAAUGGCCGAAAAUUCAUCGUCUCCUCCCAAACCAAUUCAAUCAGGGAACCCGGUAAUUGAGACGUCGAACACACAGUUAACGGUGGCGGGGGCACCGUCGAACGCAGGAGGUUCCAUGACCUCGCCUUCCAAUAACAGUUCAAUUUCCCACUCGCCUUCCGUUGACCUCCCGCAAAUCCCCUUGACAACUUCGCAACAACAGCAUCAUGUUCAACAGCAACAACUGGUACAAAACCAGCAGCAUCCUCAAUUCUCGCAAUCCCAACAGCAACAAUUUGCCCAACAACAACAGCAAGUUGCUCAACAGCAGCAACAACAACAACAACAACAACAUCAGCACCAAGUGUUUCAACAACAACAUCAGCACCAACAGAUGCAGUUACACCAGCAGGAACAUAGUAAUAUCAGCAGUAAUGACACUAGCAGUAGUAACCAUAAUAAUAUGAUCACGGAAUCAAUGGCAUCUAAUUUGCAGAUUCAGCAAUUGCAGAGAUCUCCCUCAAUUUCGAGGUUGAGUCAAGUACAGCAACACCAGCAGCAGUUUGGUUUGACAAGACAGCAGGCCGCUGCUGGGAUUUAUGGGCAGAUGAAUUUUGGGGGUUGUAUGCCUCAACAACAGCAGAAUCUCCAACAGCAACAACAACCACAGCAAUAUCAGCAGAAUCUCCAACAGAUGAGUGCUGGUAUGAAUUUAUCUAGAUCGGCAUUGAUGGGACAGACUGGCCACCUCUCUAUGUUACCUGGACAAAGCGCAAUUGCUUCCUCUGCUGCCACAGCCCAGUUUAAUUUACAGCCUCAAUAUUUUUCUGCGCAUCGGCAAAAGGCUGGUUUAGUGACGGGGUCUCAGCUACAACCAGUGAACUCCCACGGGCAGCCCUUGCAAGGAAUGCAGGCAAUGGGGAUGAUGGGAUCUCUAAAUGUGAACUCUCAAAAUAGAGCCAAUGGAUCAAUUUUUUCCACGCAAAGGAUAAACCAGGCCCUGAGGCAGCAAGUGUCUCAGAACUCUCCGUUCAUGUCCAACCAGAACCUUCAGAGGACGUCAUCAUUUAUGAAUCCUCAGUUAUCUGGAAUGGCUCAGAAUGGACAAUCACCUUUGGUACACAACACUUUAACUCAGCAGCAGUGGAUAAAGCAAAUGCCUACGCUAUCUUCACCGAAUUCCCCUUCAAUCCGUAUUCAGCACUCAAGGCAAUCACUUAUUCAGCAGCAAUUGCCUCCAAACCAACAGUUACAUCAGAAUACAUUGGCUUUGAGCCCACACCAGUUAUCUCAAAUCGUGCCCCAGCAACAAACGGCACACCCUCAGAUGCAUCAGCAGCAGCCGGAAUCGCUGCAACUUCAGCAGCCAAAUGAACAUCACCAACAAACGCCUGGACAGCAACCUUUGCUUCAACAGCAGCAACAACAGUCUGGGGCGCAAAUUUUGCAUCAACUACAACUACAAUCUUCUCCGCAUAUGGCAGCCCCCACAUGCCAAAAAUCUUUGAGUUUGACUGGAUCACAGCCAGAUGCUACUGCAUCUGGAGCCACUACUCCAGGGGGGAGCUCAAGUCAGGGAACUGAAGCAAGCAUUCAACUUCUUGGAAAACGAAAAAUACAGGAUUUAGUUUCACAGGUGGAUUCCCUGGGGAAGCUUGAUCCUGAUGUUGAAGAUCUUCUUUUAGAGAUUGCUGACGACUUUAUUGAUUCAGUCACUACAUUUGCUUGCAAUUUGGCAAAGCAUAGAAAAUCAUCAACCCUGGAAUCAAAGGAUGUGCUGUUGCAUCUUGAAAAGAAUUGGCAUUUGACAGUUCCGGGUUUCUCAAGUGAGGAUAAGAAACAGAAACUGGAGAUUCCAUCUAGUGAUAUCCACAAGAGGCGCAUGGAUGUGAUACGUUCAUUGAUGGAAGCCACGCAUGCCGAAACAAACACAAGUGCAAGUAACAAUAGUAGGCAGGGGGUGGGUGAUCAUAUUAUUGGUCAGCAGAACCACUUCAUGAGAGCAACUCCAAAUUCAGAGCUGCUGGUUUCACAGUCUAAUGUUCCAAAAUUGUUGCAACAAAUAACGAGAUUUUGAUGCUCCUCUUUCAUGAGUCUGCCAAUUCAACAAUUUAUAGCUUUCCCAAGAGCUUGCAUGUUGUAAAACUCAGAAAAUAUCAUUGCCAGGAGCCAACACCACUGGAGUCACUUUCAUGUCAUCAAGUCACAUAAUUGAAGUUCUUUGUUAGGAAUCCUCCUCACGCCCUCCCCCCCCCCCAGACACACACACAUCACGUGCUUCAAUGUUGUAUAGCGUUUAUAGAUCAAAUGGAGUUUACAAGAUAGUAGUUUAAUCAAACCCUUUGGUUCAAAGUUGCCAUAACUUCUCUUGCUUGCGUGAGCUUUCUACAUUUUUAUCUUUACGAAGGAAGAUGGGUGUAAUUUUAGCAUCUAUUAUUGCCAUAUCAUGAAUUUGAAAUUUGAGGACGAAGGGCAUUUAGAAUGCCCUCUUCUCUUCGACUAAAAAUGUGAUCCCAAUGAAUCAAUAUGGUCUGCUGGU
Cuscuta campestris is the source of this 2621-nucleotide messenger RNA. Lineage: Eukaryota; Viridiplantae; Streptophyta; Magnoliopsida; Solanales; Convolvulaceae. The record is from the annotation of a GenBank genome assembly.